This is a messenger RNA of Rasamsonia emersonii CBS 393.64, 2451 nucleotides long. RefSeq lists its product as uncharacterized. The record is from RefSeq and is a predicted model, not a curated record. Gene Ontology annotation, molecular function: protein binding. Bases 1 to 2451 code for a protein of 816 amino acids. NCBI's taxonomy places the organism in Eukaryota, Fungi, Ascomycota, Eurotiomycetes, Eurotiales, Trichocomaceae. The transcript has a single exon.
AUGUCAACGUGUCAAAACCGCGUCGUGUGGUUCACAGCUCGGCUGCCCUCCUCCGCUCUUCGUUCCAGGAUCUGUCCCGGUCAAUGGCAUCGAGACGCUGCAAUAUGGGGUGCCCGGCGGAGCAAUUAUAGCACAUCCGUCUCGCCGGCAGCAAGUCCAGCCGGGGCUGGGGACCGCGAUGGCAAUUCCGGAGCAAGGACUGCCUUUUCGCAUGCCUUGUACCGCGAGCGAACCGAUCGAGGUAACUCGAGGAGUACUGUCCGGAGCAGCUACUCGAGGUAUUCGGACACUGAUGAGCUGAGGGAUAACCCGGGGAAAUCGCCCUCCGACUUGACCACGCCAACUGCAGUUCCUGCCGCUACUAAUAGCACCGAAACAUCACCACCCUCAUACCCGAGGAUUAGGAGGGUAAUAUCAGGGCGUCGCUUCCCAAGCCCAAGACGAAGGGUUAGGGUUAUAUACCAAUAUCGUGACCGUGGGAAGAGGCGUUUCGUUCCCCGACGUAUCUCGGCAGCAAUUCACCGCGCGCAGAAUUCUCUGAAAUGGCAAGGGAGAGUCAUAAGCCCCGAAUCAUUCCGUCGUGAUAUUGAGAUUAGGCUCGCCUCUCUGUUUCCUUACGUAUCGGUCCCUGAAAAUUGGAGGAUUGCGUACCGCAGCUUAUAUUCAGCAAAAGUCCAUAAAACGGAAUGGCGUGUACCGGAAUCAAUGGAAUUAGACCGUUUGGGAAAUCAGCUCGUUGAUAUGCUCGAAAAUGAGGGCAGGGAGAGUUUUCAACGUGCCUGGGAAUCACUGCCUACGCGCACAAAGAAGUUUCAGUGGCCCCGUUUGGCUUUGUGGUGGCUACACAAUUCGCCCAAUUUUGCCUUGGAAUUUUUGCUUGCCACAAACAACCGACCCUACCCACCCUUCGCCAUGGUGGUAGAUUGUAUGAUUUACAUUAAUGUAUUCUGCAAUACCGACGAGAACGUGUACCGGUCUGUUAUCUCCACCUGCAUGGAUCCUGAGAGAUGGCCCACAGUGGGCAUAUCACAACGGGGAGUGCGCCUCUAUCUCAAUUUAUCGAGUUUGGACAAGGUUUCUCGAGCGUUUGCGUUGAUGCGGAAAAGGGACAUCCAGAUAUCCGCUCCAACCGCUCUUUGUUUCAUGAAAUGUUUCACGAAGGGCCGGGACAUCAACAGGGCAAUAGAUGCCCUGCGUCUGAUUCCAUUACUCAAUGAGCCAGGAUUCCCGUUAGACUCGGAGGAAGUGAUGCGGCACUGUUGCAAACUCCUCACGCUGGAUACCGUGCAAGAGAAGGAUGGUGUACGCAACUUCCAGAUUCUCCCGAAGCUCCUUGAAUUGGGUGUGCGACCGAAUCGGGACAUGAUGAAUGUCGUUUUGUCAAACGCCUUCAAAUCCGGGGAUCCGCAAUUGGGCCACGACAUGUUGAAAUACAUGAAGCAAAACAACAUGAAACUCGAUUCCUACACUUAUUUAACAUUGCUCUCGGAUGCAGUAGCUCGUGGCGAUCGUGCGCACAUCGAGGAGGUGAUGCGGGAGAUCGAAUCCAGUGAGGAAUUGAAAAAGAACCCGUACAUCAUAAGCAAGAUAUUCCAUGCGCAUUUCACCUUUACAGUCAAGCAAGUCGAUUCAUUUGCAGACCCUGCUGGAGUCUUCUUGUCGAUGCUGGACCUUUAUAGCCGAUUUUAUGAUCUCAGCCCUCUCAAGGACCUCCAACUCAUCCCGCCCACCUUUGCCCCCAUUGAGCGGGGAGUGGAUGCAGAACCGUCCCCUGUCGCUCUAUAUAUUAUGCUGGCAACGUACCUGAGAUCCAAAAAGAACACUGACCGGGCAUACCGCCUCUACCGGCGAUUCCGCCAACUCGUCAUGGAGGGGCACAAGACGAUUGCGCCUCUAGCCGAAUUCGUGCAGUUCCCCAAUGAAUUCAUUGUCGCCUUCCGCGAGGAUCCGCAUGCACUGCGGUAUUGCGUGGAAGUUGUGGAAGAAAUGAUUCGUCCUGACCCUGGUGUGGUCACCGUCGAAGGGCGCAAGGUAACUCCAGCGAAGCCCAGUGUGUGGACGUGGAACAUCCUUUUGAGUGCAUUCACCUUUCAUCGGCAGCAGCAAGCCGUGGAGAAGGUGAAGGAAAUGAUGAGGAAGCACGGAGUCGAAUAUGACCAGACGACAUGGAAUACGAUCAUCAACGGCUACGCAAAUGCUCAAGAUGUGCUCGCGACGGUAGCGGCGAUAAAGGACAUGGAGUCACAUGGUUAUAAGAUCGAUUCCUACACUAUAAGACCGUUACGCUUCCUCAAAGAUCCUGAACGCCUCCAAGCGGCUAUAGAUGAGUUGGACCGGAGGACAGCCGAGCAGGAUCGAUGGGAGCAAGAAGUUGAAGAGAAAGAGCGGGAGGAGCUUCUCGAGCAAGGCCUACGACGCCUGGCGGCGGCCAGAAGACAAGGGAAAUCGUAA